CAAAACACAUGUGCGAUCGGUAGAAGUUCUAAGAAAUGCCUGUAUCAAAACAUUUUCCAAGCCCCAGUGAAAAUGAACUUGUGUGGACAGGCAUUGGAACCAUUCCCGAUAGACGUAGACCCGUGAAACAUUAUAGUGGUUUUCGACUCAAUGGUGAGGACUACUCGACCUCGGACUAUGUUUUGGUUGCGCGAGAUGAUGCUGAAACAACAUCAAAAGAUGACGCUCAUGUUGCUCAGAUAGUCGACCUCUAUGAUUGUGCUGAAUCGAAGAAAGUAUCUGUGAAGUAUGCGGCAGUGAAAUGGUACCAUCGACUGGCCGACAUUCCUAGGUUGGUGUUAAAGAAACUGCAUGGUGACCACUAUGAUGACCGAGAGGUUUUCUUGGAUACACAAAAGACUGACAAUGAUAUUGACCUGACAUCUGUCAUAGGAAAGUGUAUGGUACAUGUGUGUGAUGACCAAUAUCUUUUACCAGAGAGAAAGACCCGUAUGGAUGUUCCACUGUUUUACGUGAGGAAAUCAUACAACGGAAAGACGUUCGAAACAUUGAAAGAAGUAAAUAAGGAGAACAAGGUGGAUGGAAGUAACGAGAAUAGACAUGCGACAGACGAUGAAGAUGAAUCUAUUAAUUUGUGCAUGUCACCAGUGAACAGAACUACACCACAAAAGUUUAAUAUCAUUCUAAGUGUUAAACCUGUCACCCCAAGUCGUUUGUGUCCAUCACCAAGUAAAAAGAAGAAAAGUGAAUUGCCUGUCUCACCCAAAAAUGUUAAACCUGUAAUUGCUAGAGUUGAUUCUCCUUUGUGUUCAAGAAUCAAAGCGAAGGCUUUUGAUGAAGAGCGAACAAUGUCACCUGUUAUCCCUUUGCAAGGAAACAUUAAAAAGAAAAUAGAAAAAUCUUCAAAAUUAGAUCUCAAAAGUCCAAAACAAGGCAACUCUAAUUACCCAUGGUACAGCAGCCAAGAUGUCGUCAACUUCCUUAGUGAUGAGCCGGAUAGUGGAAGUGAUGGGACGGAUCCUGACAGUGAAAGCAUUGCCCUUCUUUCUGAAAGAUCAUCCGAAAAGAGUAACAGUCUUCAUUCAAAGCAGAAAGGGGAUAGCAAUGGAAGUAGUUUUUCACUUCAUUCCGCAGACUCAUCUGAAAAUAAUUUCACUAGUUUGGUAAACGGGAAAACUGAUGGUCCUAAAACAAGGAAAUCCCAAGUAUCAUCAAAAAGUGUCAUAAAUAACAAGGUUGAGAAAUUUUCUAUAGGCAUAUCAAACUCGAGUGGAAAAUAUUCUGUGAAAGCAAUACCUGUGACUGAAAAUAAUGUCGAAGUUGUGGAAAGGAAACGUUCACAACGAAUUAGUGCAAGAAAGAGUAAUUCUGUCUUGAAUAAGCAGAAGGAUGCGGUAACUCCAAAGGUUGCUAAACCAUUGUCUGAAGAAGGAAACAAUUUAGGUCGCUCAAAAAGAGCAAGAACUGAACCUCGCAAUAAGAAAAAAUCUGAAAGGCUUGAGGUGGAAAGUCUUAGCGUAAAAAAAGUAACCAGACCGACCAGUGUGCGUUUUGAGAAGCUGAAUAAGAGUUGUGUACAGAAAGUGGUGUUGCGGAGAGUUUCCGACACGCAUUACGAGUCAUUCAGAAACGACACACCAGACUCUAGCAGCCGGCCUCGGAUGGCGAGGCGAAGACUGAAGGAAGACUUCGUAUCGCCACAAUUAAAACCAAAAACUGAAAAUACCACACGACGAUCUCGACGAAAAACAGUGUUAAAAAUAGGAAGUAUGAAAGAUCUGAGUUUUGGAGAUGACAACAGUGAUUCUGAUUUUGAUGUGCUAGAAGGGUCGGAAGAUUCAGAAGAUGAGGUGUUCCAGCUGGAGAAGCAGAAACCAGAAAAUAAAAGUCAUAAACGAAAAUCAAACGUCAAAUUGGCGCGCACGCCAUCAUCUAGAUCUUCAAGAACACCGUCUAAUUGCAAAAGUAGGCGUUCAGUGAUUGGUAAUGCCACUCCAUCCAUUCCUAGCAGAAAACAGCCAUUUUUGUCACCAACCAGUGCACUGCAGGAAGCAAGGUCAAGGUUGCAUGUGUCUGCAGUUCCCGAUACACUGCCAUGUCGUGAGACUGAGUUUGAAGAUAUUUACUCUUUUGUAGAGAGCAAAAUCCAUGACAACACAGGAGGGUGUAUGUACAUAUCUGGUGUACCUGGGACAGGGAAAACGGCAACUGUCAAAGAAGUUACAAGAGCUCUCUUGAUGGGCUGUGAAGAAGGUAGCAUACCGAAGUUCAAGUUCAUUGAAGUCAAUGGAAUGAAGUUAACCGAGCCUAGACAAGCCUACACACAGAUUCUGCAGGCACUGACAGGACAAAAAGCCACACCAGACCAUGCCGCAGAUAUUCUUUCCAAGCGAUUCUGCAGCACUGGUGCCCGGCGGGAGACUGUUGUCAUGUUAGUCGAUGAGCUGGAUCUGCUGUGGACGCGCAAGCAGGACGUGAUGUACAACAUCUUCGACUGGCCAAGUCAGCAGCAGGCCAAGCUGGUAGUCCUGGCCGUCGCCAACACCAUGGACCUGCCCGAGAGACUGAUGAUGAAGAGGGUCUCCAGCAGACUGGGUUUGACGAGAAUGACGUUCCAGCCGUACACGUUCCGCCAGCUGGAGGAGAUCGUGGCGUCGCGUAUGCUGGGUCUGAAGGUGUUUGACGAGGACGCUAUCCAGCUGGCCGCCAGAAAGGUCGCGGCUGUGUCGGGGGACGCGAGGCGGGCGCUGGACAUCAGUCGCCGAGCGGUGGAGAUAGCCGAGUUGGAAGCCGAGACGACGAACAAACCCAUUCUCGUUGGAAUGAAGCAUGUCUCCACGGCCCUGCAGGAAAUGUUUACAUCACCUAAAAUAGUGGCCAUUCGAAAUUUGUCCAAGCAAGAGAAGUUGUUUCUUCAAGCGACCGUCUCGGAGUUUCAGCGUACGGGUGUGGAAGAAGCGGAGUUCUCCAAACUCUGCAGUCAGCAUCUGGCCUUGUGUCGCUUCAGUGGACAAGAACCUCCGUCGGCUUCAGAAAUGUUUGCCAUGUGUUUCCGUCUGGGAAGUUCACGACUCCUUCUGGUUGAACACGGCAGAAAGGAUCUCAACAUGCGAGUGCGUCUCAACGUCAGUCAGGAUGAUGUGUUGUAUGCUUUGAAGGAUGAUGCAGGAUUUUAAUUCAGAUCAAAACUUUUAAAGUUAUCCUCAGUGUACAAGAACUAACAGCUUUCAGUGUUUUACUAUACAUAACAGGGAAUUAAGCUGUCGUUCAUCAAAUUGGAAACUGAAGUUGUAUGGCAGACACAUUUCAUAAUAUACCGAGAGAAAGAAAUAAGGGAACACUUGGUAGAUGCAACUACCGGUCUGAUAGGCGAUCUGUCAUUUUCUCGUCUGUAAUUUUAAAAAAUGUGUGUUUUGCAUCGAAUCUGCGACUGCGCAUCAGCUGUGCCACAAUUUUAAAUCAUUCAAACAAACGAUUCAAAAUGAUGAUGAAAUGCACAAUAUAUGUACCACACUGACAAGACAACUUGGGUAUUCCUAACUGCACAAGUGCGACAUUCAGCAAACAGCCGGUCAAAGGUCAAUACUUCCAAGAAAUAGCUUGUUUAUGUUCUAAUUAUAUUACCGGUGUUUUUUUUUUAAUAGAUUGUUCUGUUAAAUACUUGUGGGAUGUCACUUGAAUUUUGUAAAUCUGUAUGCAAGAAAUGUGAAAAACUUUGUCUUCCAUCAAAAUAUUAAAUUUUUUAUUGGUUAAUCAAUAUUUGUUGGAUUAGUACACAUUCUGAUGGGCUAGUAAAUUUUAGAUGAUUUUAGUCCAGAUGGCUAGUGAAAUAUUUUCCAUUUCUGCGUCCCUGUUAUUAAGAUACAUUUGUAUUCUGCAGUUAAUCAUGAAAUUAGUAAACUAUAUUUGAAUUUAUCAUUUUUUAAUUGCAUGGCUGAUUAUUUUUAACUUAUAUAAUAUUUCACAUGAUCUUUUUUUGCACUUCCCUCACCCCCUUCCCCCUGACUAUGCCAGUGGUUCCUCCUAAAAGCAAGGACUACUUCAGAAAUUUGUAUUUAUUUUAAAAACAUGCAGGUGUUAACCAUUGUUUAUGGUUUGUACUUAAAUGUUAAAUCUGCAUGGCCACUAAAACAAAAUGUUAUAUUCCAAUGUUACAACUUUGCUUGAAAAGUCCAAUCAAAUUAUAUUUCAUUGUUAAAUCAUCAGCAGUUUAUUUAUUAAACAUUUUAAAUGUAAAUUGAAGUCACUUUUGUUAAUUAGGUACAAAACCACCAAACUAACCAUAAGUUAAUUAAAUGUGAAUCGAUGUUGAUAUUUGAGGACAAUUCACAAAAUUAUUUUUAUAACAUUGUGUAGAUGUUUUUGAAAAGAUUUUGUGUGAAUAUUUGUACAUAUUUGAAGAAAAGUGAAAAAGUAUUCUUAUAACAUUGUAUAGCUGUUUUUGUAUAUGCAAGAAUGAAUGACUAUUUAUAAUGUCAGUAACUUUAUUAAAUAACAUCUGUGAAGGACUUCUCUGUUGUAUUUGAAAAAGAAUGUAAGCUUAGUACAUUUUUAUACAAUUUUGAGAAUAAAAUAUUUAAGAAAAAAUACUUCUGCAUUUAUUAAUCACAUAGAUUGUUGAAAAACCCCUAACCCAAAAUAAAAUGUUAAAAGGCUGAAAAAAGGGAAGUUCAAGUAAUCGCAGGUGAUAAGUUAUUAUUUAAAGAAAGUGCACAUUGUGUCAGUUUGCCAUUUUGUUUUCCUGGCCCAGUAGUUUUUGUCGUGCCUUUAAGAAGUAAAAAGGCAAGUUCUUUUCCGGUUGAUUCAUUCAUGGUGUCGGCAUUUGCAUUUACUUCAAAUUUAAAGUUUUGCAUUUAACUCCAUUUCUAACAAACUUUUGUUUUAAUUAAAGUAGCACCUAAGAAUGUUCACAAUGCAUGUGGAAAAAAAGUUUUUUUUUUUUUUUAUGCAUACCACCUUUCAACAUGAUGUAAAAGAUGUGGAAAAUACCACACUAUUGAUAGCUCCAUUUGUUACUUUGUAUACGUAACUGUCUACAACAUCAUUUGCUACUGUUACAGAUUACUUCUGGUGUACAUACUUGAAAUAUAAAUUAAAGCCGCACACCCUAGUUCCAUCCAGCGAAAAUAAAUUAUAAUUU
Messenger RNA from Gigantopelta aegis, 5140 nucleotides. Its product is annotated as origin recognition complex subunit 1-like. Gene Ontology annotation, cellular component: nuclear origin of replication recognition complex. The coding region runs from base 36 to 3176 and encodes 1046 amino acids. NCBI's taxonomy places the organism in Eukaryota, Metazoa, Mollusca, Gastropoda, Neomphalida, Peltospiridae. Gene Ontology annotation, molecular function: chromatin binding; DNA replication origin binding; ATP hydrolysis activity. Gene Ontology annotation, biological process: mitotic DNA replication checkpoint signaling; DNA replication initiation. The record is from RefSeq and is a predicted model, not a curated record. The transcript has 14 exons.